CUUGCGGCUGUAAUGGCUGCCCCCAGCCGACGCGGCGCUGCGCUCCUUAGGAAGGUGUUAGGGUUCUGUCAGCUGGGCCCCGAUGCCGCGAGGGAAGGGAUCACCUGUGUCCCCUCCCUCUUGCGCUGUCAGUGGAGGUACGUGUCCUGUGGCGCGGGCACCGCUUUCUCUAGCCCACUCCUGGCAGCAUCCUCUCGCCAUUUUGGUCCAAACUCAGCCCUGGACACCAUUCUCGGACUCUCUCAGCCCGACAGUGCGUUGACUCCUCGCAUCCCGGCGGUGUCGGUGCACAGAGAUGAGCAGGAGCUCCUCUUGGUCCAUCCCCCUGACAUGCCUGAGAACCCCCGUGUCCUGCGUGUGGUCCUCCUGGGUGCCCCAAAUGCAGGGAAGUCAACGCUCUCCAACCAGCUCCUGGGCCGAAAAGUGUUCCCUGUCUCCAAGAAGGUGCACACCACCCGCUGUCAAGCUCUGGGAGUCAUCACAGAAAAAGAGGCCCAGGUGAUUCUACUUGACACACCUGGCCUCAUCAGCCCCAUUAAACAGAAAAGGCACCACCUGGAGCUCUCUUUGUUGGAAGACCCAUGGAAGAGCAUGAAAUCUGCUGACCUGGUUGUGGUUCUUGUGGAUGUCUCAGACAAGUGGACUCGGAACCAGCUCAACUCUCAGCUGCUUCAGUGCUUGACCCAGUUCUCCCAAGUCCCUAGCAUCCUUGUUAUGAACAAGGUAGAUUGCCUGAAACAGAAAUCAGUUCUCUUGGAACUCACGGCAGCCCUUACUGAAGGUAUGGUCAAUGGCAAGAAACUCAAGAUAAGUGAAGCCUUCCGCUCACACUCAGGCACCCAUUGUCCCAGCCCACAGGCUAAGAGCCCAGGUGCACAGUCUGUAGGAGGCUCUCAGAGGACUGGCUGGCCCCACUUUCAGGAGAUCUUCAUGGUGUCAGCCCUAAGCCAGGACGAUGUGAAUACACUAAAGCAAUAUCUCCUGUCUCAGGCUCGGCCAGGGCCUUGGGAGUUCCACAGUGGAGUCCUCACUAGCCAAACACCUGAGGAAAUCUGUGCCAACAUCAUUCGAGAGAAGCUCCUGGAGCACCUGCCCCAGGAGGUGCCCUACAAUGUUCAGCAGAAGACAGUGGUGUGGGAGGAAGGGCCAAGCGGAGAGCUAGUAAUCGUACAGAAGCUUCUGGUGCCCAAAGAAUCUCAUGUGAGACUCCUGAUUGGUCCAAAGGGGCACCUGAUCGCCCAGAUUGCACAGGAAGUGAGCCAUGACCUCAUGAACAUCUUCCUCUGUGAUGUUCAACUCCGUCUCUCUGUGAAGCUCCUCAAGUGACCACCUUCUACGACCAGGGCAUCCUGUCCAAGCCGGAGACACUGACCAGAACUGGUCGGCCUGGGGCGCCUGCAGUGACAAAGGGAGGACAUGGACUCUGAUAGAGCCUGCUAGCUGAGCUGGCCCGGCCUUGCGAGUCUGCCCAGGCCCUACUCAGCUAUGUCUCCUGUUGGAGGAAGGAACCAAUUAAAGCUCAGUUCCCAGGUAAUCUCUUGCCUGGGGCCUUCGCUACUUACAUCUUAGACUUGACCCCUUGUGGAAACAGAACCACUCUGCUCCCAGCUGGCUUCGGUCCCAGGCUUUCUCCCUGAGUUGCCAACUGUUAGCAGAAAGAAGAUCUUUCUCCUCUUUGAAGCUGUGUAAGGGACAUGUGUCCUGGGUGAGAUAGUGCCUCUCACCUGCUGCCCAACUCUUUAAUCCUUCCCACCCCGUCAUUCUCCCCAGUCUCAGACAUUAAUAAAGUUAAAGAACAAGCA
Molecule: messenger RNA, 1802 nt
Organism: Condylura cristata (star-nosed mole)
Lineage: Eukaryota; Metazoa; Chordata; Mammalia; Eulipotyphla; Talpidae
Gene: ERAL1
Product: Era-like 12S mitochondrial rRNA chaperone 1
Exons: 10
Coding region: 13-1326 (437 amino acids)
Biological process (GO): ribosomal small subunit assembly
Cellular component (GO): mitochondrial matrix
Molecular function (GO): rRNA binding; ribosomal small subunit binding; GTP binding
Source: RefSeq, a predicted model, not a curated record